AACAUGGCGGCAAAACCAAAACACAAAUUUUGACAGAUAUAUUUUGCGACACAACAAAACACUAAUUACAUAUCAAUACUUGUAUUUGUCAAUAUCGUUUCACAUUAUGACUUCCCUGUGGCAGCAUCCUUACGUAAAUGUGUUCAAACACUUUAAUGUCUCAUCAUGGAAAAAGGCAACAAAGGAAGGGGAAGUCACUUCUGCGAUGGACAAGGCAGUGAAGUCUACAGUGUUCAAGAUCACAGGGUCAAUCCCUGCUGGCAACUACAUCCAGCUGCCAAAGACGAGCUCCCAAUCCCUGGGACUGACAGGCCGUUAUAUGUACCUCCUCAUCAGGCCUGUCCCCACCAAGUACUUUGUGGUUCAUAUAGAUGUUGCAACCCAGGACAACCUUGUAGUGCGCAUCUCCUUCUCCAAUCUGUUCAAAGAGUUCAAGUCAACGUCCACAUGGCUCCAGUUCCCCUUUGUUUGCAAAGCAACACGUGGAACAGUACAUGCCAUCACUGCCAGCACUGGCAAAGAGCAAAGUGGUCCUGCCCCGCUGUCGACACGAUGGACAAUUCUGUGCCUUGAUUUCCAGUAUAUUCUGGCCAUGUACCUGAAUCGCAAGUAUGCCUACAUCAAGGGCGUUCGCCUGUGUGCCAACAUGCAUGUGAAGAACAUGUUCACCAGUGAUGAACAGUAUGAACCAGGCCUAACGGUGGAGCAGGUGAAGCGUUCUGGGGGUCUGCAGGGGGUGUCUCCCCUCCCCCGUGAGAUGGACUUUCCCCUCAUGCGAGGGGACCGCUGGCAUGAUCACUAUGACAUGAUAAAGUUUCCAGCGGAGGCUAGCAACAAACCUCAUGACACAAUACAGUCAACUACAUCAGAACCCACCACUAAGGCUGUGCGCCCGACUAGUAGUGGGCCUAGGCGUAUUGAGGCUCGGAAGGUUGAUGCCAGCAGGUGCUCCUCCAAGCAUGUUUCCAUGAUCAAUGACAUCACUGCUGACAAGGGUUCCCGCCGCCGUGUGGUGACGUCAGAGCUGCCGAUGGUUGGUGUAGAGGAUGUUGAUGUCACACGGGAUGGAUCAGGAGAAAUACACGUAUUUGCCCAUCCUGACACUGGCCCCUCUCUCCACCAGGAUAACACAUCAACUGGAAAGAGUCGUGUAGAGAAGGUGGACAGGUCGGUGGACAUUCCCCCAGUCAAGAAGUCAUACAAGGUGUUGGAGCCAGAUCCGAUCAUGCGGCUGAAGAGAAUCAUUGGCUUUGGAGGCAGCUCAUUCAGAGAUGCACUGUGGACAGAGGACGGCCUAUCUCUUGUGUACCCUUGUCACGCUGUGGUGGUCGCCAUGAAAAUCUCCAAUGGUCACCAGCGUUUUUUUAUUGGACACACAGACAAGGUGUCGGCCAUCAGCCUGAGUGGUGAUGGUAGUUUACUGGCCAGUGGUCAGUCUGGCCCACUCAGUGUGGUAAGGGUGUGGACGAUGGUCAGUGGAGAGUGUCUUGCCCUCUGUAAAACUCAUGCACACUCACUCUCAUGCCUCAGCUUUUCUCACAAAGGAAACCUGCUUUGUGGGGUGGGGAAAGACAGCCAUGGCAAAAAUAUGGUUGUUAUCUGGAACACAAGCAAGGCGAGCAAGUCCCGCGAGGUGACUGUGAUGGCGAAGGCACACACUGAUGUUGACAUCUCCAGGAUGAGAGUGGCCGCCUUUGAUGACACUAGGAUGGUGUCAUGUGGGCGGGACAAUGUGCGACUGUGGCGAGUGAAGGAGGGCAGCCUGCGGUCGGCGCCCGUCAACCUUGGGGAGUACCACACGAUGGAGUUCACUGAUGUCGCCUUUCAGGCCGGCUACCACCCUGGCAAGGACCCAAAUGACAGACUCGUGUACGCAUGCAGCAGGUCUGGCCACAUAUUUGAGAUUGAUGUGAGGAAGGUGAGCGUGCAGCAUGUGCGAAGACUUUUGCCCAACGAGGCUCGCUCGGACAAGGACAAACAGACAUUCAGAUCAGGUCCAGGCUUAGCCAUCAACACAAUGGCAAUCAACGAGACAUUCUGUGUGACGGGUUCAGAUGACGGCUUCAUGCGCCUGUGGCCCCUGGACUUUGCGCACGUGUACUUGGAGGCCGAGCAUGAAGGCCCUGUCACGGCGGUGGGCUUCUCUGCUGAUGGGCUUCAAAUAGUAGCAGGCACUGCUCUGGGUAACUUGGGUAUGUUGGACAUCACCUCCCGCGGCUACACAACCUUGAUGCGCUCCCAUGUAGGCCGUAUACGCAGUGUGGCGGUUGACCCAUACAGAAAACACAUCGCCACUGUCUCCGAGGACAACACUAUACGUGUCUGGGACUCUGAGACACUACAACAGCUUUAUGACUUCAGUGCCCCGAAUGAGUGCCCAUGCACUAUCAGUUACCAUCCCAGCAGGCAGAUCUUCGCCUGUGGCUUUGAGAAUGGUGUGGUCCGAGUGUUCAACGUACAGACCACAUCCAUGCUGGCAGAACACAAGCAGCAUCGUGGUAAGGUGACCGGUCUGGCGUUCAACCCCAACGGUGACUUCCUGUACAGCUCAUGUUCCCUCGGCUCACUUGCAUCUUACGACACUUCUGCAGAAAACUACCCACUACUCAGACUCCUCGGAAAUACAACAUCCCGGGGAGAGCAGUAUUGCCCUGACGCUCUGGCCGUGAGCCCAGAUGGACGAAGGGUGGCCUUCAUUGGCCCCACAGAGUACACCGUUACUGUGGUUGACUCUAAAACACUAGAUGAGACCAUGCGGCUAGAUGUAUCUGGGGCAGGGCAAGGCGGGCGUGGACGGGUGGACACGGCGGCCCGACUCUACUAUGCCCCAGUCACCCUCAACCAUCUUCUUGUGGUCACUGCCAACAACAGGCUCCUUAAGUUUGACUCCCGGGACGGUCGCAUCCUUGCGGAGAUAGAGCAUGUGCAUAAGAACAGUUGUUCGUCACUGGCGUUGACAGAAAAUGGCCACUACCUAGCCACUGGGGGAGACAAAACCAUCAAGAUUUGGGACUACAACAUGAAACAUGAUGUCAACUUCCAGGUGUUUAUCGGUCACUCGGAGAAUGUGUCCCGUAUUGUGUUUACGCCAGACAGCAAGAGCCUUCUGAGUGUUGGGGAGGCCCUCUACCUCUGGGACUUCCUCGCAUACAGACCACCGUCUCCCGCAAGUGGGCGUGAGUACCGAGAGAAAGACUUCCUAACGGGUAACACAGACAAACCCAUGAGUGUUACCUUCCAAAGCCCGAGAUCAAGAUCAGGUCGGAGCCCACGGGCAGGUAGAGAGAGGUCUUUCCUUGAGUCACCGCCUCACUCACCCCUACGGCCCAAGGGUGGAGAUUCUCCUGGCAGGAUUGGGGACCUGAGCUCCAUUCAAAGAGAUCCAUAUGAAGACGAGGUAGAGUCUGUCAUAUCAGAGCGAGACACCGUACUGGCUGCAGCCCCAGGGUCAGGCAUCAGACGGAGAACCCCACAGUCUGCCCUGAACGGCUCCUACACUCCGGACACUGAUGAACCGGAUGAGGAGAGUGAGCCAGUCAGCUCUGGUCAUUUCGGGGGUCCCCAGAUGAUGAAGCACUCGGCCCCAGUCCCCAGACCCUCCAAGAAAGCUGCCCCUGCUGGCCUCACCCCAAGGCAAAAGGGGGCCAACACUGAGAUUGUCAAACCCCGUGCUGCCAAACACUUUCAACAGCGGGAGAAGAAACAUGGCAUGGCUCAGCGCCGCUACACAGCCCCACCCAACCAGGCAGGUGUACGGCUCCGCUCUGUGAUUGGCUACAACGGAAACGCCAGGAAUAACAUGGUCUGGCAUCCUGAUACAGGCUUGUUUGUGUACAGCAGCGGUAACACUGUGAUUGUGGAGGACCUGACCACCAAUGCCCAGCGUCACUUGGCUGGCCAUGUGGAGGAGAUCUCCACACUUGCAUUGCAACACGACUGUCAGGUGUUGGCAUCGGCCAGCGGUAGUUUUGAACUGAGUGGGAGUCAGAUCUGUAUCUGGGACCUGCAGGCCAUGGUUUGUAAGAAGGUGCUCUCCCACCACGAAUAUGAUGUCGUCUGCCUCGCAUACUCCCGUGAUGACAAGUUCCUAGUCUCUGUUGGUGACUACCGAGACUGUACCAUCGUGAUCUGGAGCACCCAGAGCUACUGUAUCCUGACCACGUCAAAGGCAGCCUCCCCGAUCCACGAUAUCUGCUGGGACCCAUACACAGUGAACGAAUUUGCAUCAGUCGGCCAGAACGGAACGGUGCUCUUCUGGCUGCUAGAUGAGACCACAUCCAACAUCGGCCUCAAUGUGCACGAGGCUGACGUGCCUGAUGACCUACUCUAUACCAAGGCCACUGGCAGUCGUGAAUGUGUAGAGUUCACAUGCCUGGCGUAUGCCGGAGACAGCACACUGUACACAGGCACAAACACAGGAAAGGUUGCAGCCUGGGACACCAACAAUAACACCUGCUUUAUACACUGGGAGGCUGAAAAUGUAGAGAUAGGUGUGAUAGUGUGUCGAGGUAGUCUGCUGUUGACGGGUGGGGUUGGGAGGAGCCUGAGGGUGUGGUCUGUGGUUGGUGUCGGGGAGAUGCGUCUCCCUGGGGAGCAGUACAAUGUGCGUACCAGUGGCCUCACCAUGGAGGAUGAGAUGAACACAGAUGGCGCCAUCGUCUCUGCCUCCUUUGACGACGCUAUGGACAUGGGCAUUGUUGGGACAUCUGCUGGCACCCUGUGGUACAUUAACUGGACAGAGAGGACAAGUAUAAGACUUGUGUCCAGUCAUAUGAGCAGGGUGAAUGGCCUGUCCCUGUGUAACAGUGAGCUACUGGCAUCCUGUGCGGAUGACGGGAGUUUGCGGGUCUGGGCUCUUAAGGACCGGGAACAGGCACUGCAGUUUCAGGUCAAAGACCAGGCAUGUACAUGCCUCAGUUUCGCACCAAGCAGCCAGAACAACUUGGAAUAUCGGCGACAAGAUGCUCCAGCCCGUCCGGGGGUGUUGCCCAACAUUGUGGCUGGGUAUAGUGACGGCACGGUGCGCAUGUUUGAUGUCAACAAGGUGGAGAUGAUCCUCAAGAUGCAUCCACAUGCCGUUGCUGUCACAGCCAUUAGUUUUUCAUCUGAUGGUUCUAUGAUCCUGUCUGGUGGGAGUGACGGGCUGAUAGCGGUGAGCAGUCCCACCACGGGGGUCACCGUAAGGGUUAUUGGGGAUCACAAGGGGGCCCCCAUCACAAACAUUGAUGUCACCAACAAGGCCCAGGACCAGGAUGUGGGCGUAUCAGCACCAUUGUUGUGGCUUGCGACGAGUGCUGACCGGCGUGUCAGUGUGUGGUCUGCAGACUGGUCCAAGGACUUCUGUGAGCUGGUAGACUGGCUCACUUUCCCGGCCCCAGCAUUCGGGCCAGACGGGAAUAUGCUGCCCAAGGAGAACAAGGCAAUGUACCAGAAGCUUCCCCCGAGUAUUGCCAAGUUCAGCCCAGAGGAACCGGAUAUGGUCGUGUACACGGGCUAUGGCAUGCAAAAAAACUUACAGUUCUACAGUCUGUCACAGAGAAAGGUUAUACGCACCUUGCCGCUGACCCACUGGUGUCAGAGCCUUGACCUUGUCCUAGACUGCCCACUCAUCGCCAUAGGAACAAAUGAGCGUCUACUGAAGUUGUUGGAUUACUAUGAGGGCAGUUUUCAGGACUUCAUCGGCCACAAUGACCGCGUCCAGGCCGUCAAGUUCUCCCCUGAUGGCAAGCACCUGUUCUCCGCCUCACAUUCUGAAAUCUUCAUCUGGGAUGUCAUGUUAUGAGAACAAUUGUGUGUGUUAAAUAACAUAAGGAAAAGGAACUUUUAGGUUAAUGAGAGAUUUGAUUACUCCUGGAAGUCCGUCCAGAUAUUUGUGAAAGUCUUUGUAUAGGAGGCUAUGAACACUUACAGAUAUUCGUUAAUGUGUGAUGCAUGCUCUAAUGUAUAGGCUUGACAUGUUAGAUAUAGGUCUGGACUGGAGCAACACUGCCACUACAUCUAGCUUUUAAAUACCUACCGUAUUCAGUGUUUAUACUGAACUUCUUGAGGCAGUUGGGUCUUGAUUUGUAUCAUUUUGAUUACUGAAUCUUAACCUCAAAGAAUCGGUCUAUUUAUGUAAAAUGGAUGGGUUUUUUUGUACAUAUGUGUCCGUAUUUAUUUACUAGUAAUGUAUUUUAUUGCUAAUUUAAAUGCUGGGCUAGACAUGUUUUAUACAUAUCUGUGAUAGUUUUGUUGCCAGCGUUUUUCUAAUUACAUGUACCUUGAUCUGAAGUCAUUCUGUUGCAUUUUGAAAAUAAUCUGACAUACUUAACGUUAGUUGUGAUAGCAUGCUCAGAUGCUGUAUCAUUAAAUGUAUAUACAUGU
Messenger RNA from Mya arenaria, 6363 nucleotides. Its product is annotated as WD repeat-containing protein 90-like. Gene Ontology annotation, cellular component: centriole. Lineage: Eukaryota; Metazoa; Mollusca; Bivalvia; Myida; Myidae. The record is from RefSeq and is a predicted model, not a curated record. The transcript is spliced from 40 exons. Gene Ontology annotation, molecular function: protein binding. The coding region runs from base 107 to 5782 and encodes 1891 amino acids.